AUUGGUCCCCAACUUAGUCCUGCUGGGCUUCGAGGACACACAGACUCCGCCCCCGCCCCAGCUACCGGAGACCCUGCCUUUCUCACCCCAAGCACAGAGCCCGAGGACCCCUCAGAUACUCACAGCCCCCAACGACCGCCCCACAGAUAUCUCAAGGGAACCCUAUACUGACAAUCCCAGACUUCCGCGGACGUACACUCAGAUCUCCGCAGAUCCUACCCAGACACUCGCUCACUGAGAUUCCGCAACACACCCCACUUUUCAAAAGUGAACCCUCUGGGUUCGUCCCCUCGAGGCCCAAUGUAACCCCCUCAGGAGACCUCACCCACCGGGGAGGGUUGACCGCCGUUGCCACAGAGACUACCAGGCGUUCCGGUUGUCCUGGUGACCGGUGCCUACUCUCCAGGCCCUUGUUCCAGAGGCUUCAGUCAAGCUCCUCCCUCGUCAGCCCUGGACCCCUCCUCCCUCCCCACUUCCCCAGGUCAGGCCAGAGCUCCUUUGUGAAGUUCUGCAGAUAUCCAAGUCCCCUCCCUAAAUAGCAGACUUUCAGGCAAGGCAUUUCAACACUCAGCGUCUGCAGCUGGGACUCAUCCACAACCAACAGCCUUCCCUCCCUGAGGAUCAACACCUCCCCCUGCCAUCCUAAGGCAAGGCCUUAACCUAAGGACUUGUAACAACCUAGCCAAAGCCCAGAGAUGGAAGCAGACGAGGUCACAGAAGAGCCUCAUACCACCGUGGAUGCAGAGGAGCACCCCUCUUCAAAAGACCUGUCUGCUGAGGACUUACAGGAGAACCAUAUCUCUGAAAGCUUCUUGGAGCCUUCCACCUCUGAGACCCCCUUAGAGCCCCAUAUCUCUGAAUCCCCUUUGGUGCCAACCCCUUCCCAGACCCCUUUAGUGGCCCAUUCCUCUGAAACCCAUCAGGAGCAUUCCACCUCAGAGACCCCUUCAGAGAUCCCUACCUAUGAGGCUGCAUUAGAUAGUCCCAUCUCAGUGGUGCCAAAGAAACACCUAACUCUUCCUCCCCAAUCAGUAGACUACAUCUCUCUGCUUUCCUCUGAUACUUUGAAGGAAGACCUCUCCUCUGAGUCUUCUUCCAAUGAGGUCCCAUGGACAAGGAGGUCUACCCAUCUCUCUGAAACCGAGAGCCUUCCAGAGCACUCCCUUUCAGGCCCUUCAGCCCAGGUCCAAAUGGACACACCUGAAAAGCAGAAGGAAGAAGCAGGAGAGACUGAAAAGGGGGUAGAUGCCAGUGACAGCACUGCUCACACAGCCCACCCUGGACACCAGCUGGGCAAGAAGAAGAAGAAAGGAGUUAGCCGUUACACAGCCCGCCCAGUGGUCCCUGCUAAGCAGGCAGAGCUGGUGGAAGUGGCUAAGGCAAUGCACAAAGAGAAGUUUGGUGCUCAAGUGAACAAUCUUUUCCAGUGGGAGAAGGAUGCAGCCCUGAAUGCCAUCCAGACAGGUCUCUACAUUGGCUGGCGCUGCCCCCAUUACCUAUGGGACUGUUUCCGGAUUGGGAGUGAGUCCAGAUGCUUCUGUGGACACUUGUUGAGAGAGCACCAGAUCAUCUCAGACAUAUCGGUGCCCUGCAAGGUGAGCCAGUGCCGCUGCCUCAUGUUCUGCUUUAUCCCAUCACGCCCAGAGGAGGUGGGUGAGUUCUGGCUCAAGAGACGGGCCACCUUUGACCCCAAGGCCUGGAGGGCCCAAUGUCGCUGCAAACAUAGCCACGAAGAACAUGCAGCCAGUGGGCCCCAUCCCUGCAGGCAUCAUGGCUGUUGCUGCAGCUGUUUUGAGUCUAAUUUCCUCUGUGCGGCCUGUGACCGGUGCUGGGAGGACCAUGAGACUUUCUUUGAGACUCAGAAGACCCGGCAACGAGGAGGGAGGCCUUACGGUGAGGCAAAAACCUGGGACGGGAGCCAUUCCAGGGUCUGUAGUCAGAAGGCCUGGCAGGAAGGCUCCCAUCCUCAACCAUCCCCUCUAGGACUAGCGCAUUCCCUUAGCCCUCAGCGCAUUCCCUCCCCACCACCCACCCACCCACAUCCCACAUCUGUACUGGUUUUCACCCCCAGGAGCAGACUAUAUACCUUUUGCAGAGAUGCCUGUCCUCCGAGAAGCCAUCCUCAGCAACUCUGACUUUGAGGCCCUGCAGAUACAGGGGCCCUCUGGCCUUCCCAGCUCCCGCCCUAGUCCCCUGGGACUCCCUGGCCCACACACCUUUCAGCCUAGCCCCCCAUCUGAGCCCCAUACCUGAUCCUUUCACCUCUGCUCUUCCCUCCUCCAGGGACAGACACUGUCAGCAACUGGCACAGGCCUUUGUGAGUCUGGCCCAGAUCAGCAAUAAAAGAGGAGUCACUGGAACCUGACUUGGCUCUAUAUAGGGCAGACAGGUCCCAGCCCAGGGAGAGACUGCCUAAUAACUUAGAGUGAACACUUCUUAGGCACAGUAGAGAGCCUGGAUCCUGCCAUCUGCCUCCAUCACACCCACAUUCAAGCUGCCUGCUCUGAUAUCAGAAGGAAAGUGGCUUCAAGGGAGCCAAAAAGGAAGAAAGUCUCAAGAAGGAUAGAGUAGGAAGUGAUGUUAGAUACAGUUGGGGCACCAAUAGAUAAAGACUGAAAAGCAUCCAAUGGGUUUUGUAAUUAGAAGAUCUUUGGGAACUUCAGACAGUGCAGUUUCACACUGGCACAGUGAAGGCAGGAGUCAAAUAGCAGUGAAUUUCAAGGAGUCUCUUAAAGAAGCUUGGGUGAAAAGUGCAAAAGAAAAGUCAGACAAUAUCCAGAGGGAGUUGUGGAGUCAAGGAAGUACUUUUGUGGGAAGGAAAAGGGAAAGAGGCCAGUGGACAAAGGGACCUUAAAGAACCCAGAAGAGAGAGGAGAGAUGCCUGGUGAGACAAGAUCCCAGAGAUGGAGGAAAGGGACGAGGUCAAGACAGAGGUGAAGGGAUUUGCUCUGAACAGGAGAAACACCACUUCCUAUCACCAAGAGGAAGAAAGAGGAUGGAGCCUUCAAGGAGUUUCAGGAAACAGGAACCUGUAGAAGUUCCCCGUAGAUGGCUUCUAUAUGCCCUGUGAAGUAGGAGAUAAGACCAGCCAUUUGUCCAGGGGGAGAGGGAUAAGCGUGAGUAGGAAGCAGGAGACAAGAAAAGGGAAGGUUUGGGAAGGCUAAUGUAGGGAACUGGAGAAAAACCUGAUCAGUGGGUAGUUUAGGAUUCAGGCACAGUUGGAAGUGAGAACCUAGUUAGAGGAGCAGAGAAACCAAAUAUUUAAUGGGUUGGUGAUGGGAGAAAAAUGAAGCAAAAGAAGACAUAAGGAUGUGAAAGGAGCAUACGGUACCAAUAGGGAAAGAAAGUGAUGCCAGGAAGCAAAUGACAGAUUGGAAAACGGAGCAAUCAAAGGAAGAGAAGUCUGUAAUAAGGCCCAGUAGGAGACAUUGUUCAGAGGCUGCAGAGCAUAACAUCUUUCAGAUGAGGGCAACUGUAGGUGAUGACGAGUGCUUGGAGUAGAGAAGACUGUGGGCCAGGGAUCAAAAUCAGUGAAUGUGGGAAGUGACUAGGAAGUCCAUAGAUUCUUCUGGGAGUAGGAGAUUCGAACACUAAUGGGCUCUGUGACCCCAGGCAGGUCACUGUCCCUCUUUAGGCUGAGUUUCUGGAUCUGUAAAACAGGAAUAACCUCUGUGUUGCCUGCUUUCUAUGAGAACCAAAGAAAUAACUAAUUUAAAAGUGCUUUGUAU
Cebus imitator (Panamanian white-faced capuchin) is the source of this 3728-nucleotide messenger RNA. RefSeq names its product family with sequence similarity 221 member B (gene FAM221B). Bases 696 to 2135 code for a protein of 479 amino acids. The record is from RefSeq and is a predicted model, not a curated record. The transcript is spliced from 6 exons. NCBI's taxonomy places the organism in Eukaryota, Metazoa, Chordata, Mammalia, Primates, Cebidae.